Cucurbita pepo subsp. pepo (vegetable marrow) is the source of this 1889-nucleotide messenger RNA. RefSeq names its product ankyrin repeat family protein. NCBI's taxonomy places the organism in Eukaryota, Viridiplantae, Streptophyta, Magnoliopsida, Cucurbitales, Cucurbitaceae. Gene Ontology annotation, molecular function: protein binding; ubiquitin-protein transferase activity. Gene Ontology annotation, biological process: protein K6-linked ubiquitination. The record is from RefSeq and is a predicted model, not a curated record. Gene Ontology annotation, cellular component: BRCA1-BARD1 complex; BRCA1-A complex.
CUAUAGCUUCUCUCUGACGCUGUAACCAGUAGCUGCUUCAUUCUCUUCUUCUAGGAUAUCUGAUUUAGGGUUUCUGCGUGUUCUCUGGUUCACUCUCCCUUUACUGUGUUAAACUGAUUAGGAGAUCGUCAGAGAGAGUUACAUUCCAGAUUGUGAAGGAUUCUUCGCGUUGGAGACUUCAGCGGUAGCACGAUGGUGGUGGUGGAAGAGAAUCGAUCGGAAGAGCAGAGCACCGUGGAAACAACGAUUGAUGACAUCGAGGCUCUCGUUGAUUUAAAAUCUUCGAUCUCUUCCGUAUCAAAUCCUCUAUUUCUGGGUGCUAGAUACAAUGAUGUAGAUGAUGUAACACGCCUUGCUUCUGCUGGUGUUCAUCUCGAUUCCAAGGAAUUCCGGUGGCCGAACUGGUAUUUCUUACCUUCCAUAUUUGAUAAUAUAUACACAUAUUUUUUAUGUGCACUACAAUCGAUCCAAUUAUUUUAUUUGUUGGUGAUUUUCACUUCCAAGUGAACUUUUCAAAACUUAGAUAUCAUGUUAAACCACCCACUAUAAAUCAAAAGCUUAAUCAAGAUUAAUUAGUGAAUUAGAGAAGAUAGAGGAAAUAUCGUUACUUUUUUAAUUUAAAUGUUCUAUGUUUAAAAUAGAAAAAAUAUCUAAACAAUAUAGCAAACGGAGUAGGGACCGAUUAAAUUUAUUUUAAAAAAUUGAGGGACAAGAAACAUAAUUUUAUCUUUUUUUUUUUUCUUUUUCAAUGCAUAUACUUAGCCCCAAAAGAAUAUUUUAUUUCUCUCGAUAAUUAUAUAUUUUUUCUUCCCUGAAAAAUCGUGACCUAAUAUUUUCCCAUAAGCGGCCCAUACCAUUAGUUUAUUGGGCCCAUGAAAUAGUUACCUUCGGCCUGCCCCGACAUUCGAGUUGGCUAUCGAGUCGGGUGACCCGGUAAAACUAUACAACUUAAAAGGCGGCAGUAACGCGGGAAUUACGCCUCAAGCUCUAGCUUUGCUCUGACGCUGCAACCAGUAGGUGCUUCGCUCUCGUCUCCUAGAAUCGCCGAUUUAGGGUUUUCUGCGUGUUCUUUGGUUCACUUUCUCUUUACAGUGUUAGACUGAUUAGGCGAUCGUCAGGAAGAGUUACAGUCCAGAUUGUCAAGGAUUCUUCACGUUGGAGACUUCAGCGGCAGCACGAUGGUAGUGGAAGAGAAUCGAUUGGAAGAGCAGAGUACCGUGGGAACGAAUACGGAUGACAUCGAAGCUCUGGUUGAUGCUGCGAGAUACAAUGAUGUCGAUGAUGUAGUAAGUCUUGCUUCUGCUGGUGUUCACCUCGAUUCCAAGGAUUCCGAGGGCCGAACUGCUCUACACAUGGCUGCUGCCAAUGGACAUCUUUCGAUAGUGGAGUUUCUCAUAAGUAAGGGAGUGGAUGUGAAUGCUUUGAAUGCGGAGAAGAAUACACCACUUCAUUGGGCAUGUCUGAAUGGGCAUAUUGAGGUGGUUAAGAAGUUGAUCUUGUCAGGAGCAAAUGUUAGCCUAUUGAACAGCCAUGAGAAAACUCCCAUGGACGAAGCUCUGACACGGGGGAAAAUGGAUGUAAUUGACGCGAUCAACACCGCAGUGGCGCAAAUCGAGCUCACGGGCAUCAGUGUUUCACGUAUGGAAACAUAGGUGAGGGAAUUCGACUUUUUUUUAUUAUUUAUUUGCUUAAUAAGUAGGAAAAAUUCUCAGUCUUAGGAUCAGAAAUAUGCUUCCAUCUUAUUUUGCACUUCUCCACCCAGGAACUCUUAGUUAGAGUUUCAAAUUACUUUGCACUAAAAAUUAAGCAUCCAUCUCCUUUUGAAUACCCCAAUUACUUUCUUUUCAAUUUUGCAUGUUUUAAUUAGAUAUCCAGUUAUUUCUCAAAAA